Molecule: messenger RNA, 2883 nt
Organism: Annulohypoxylon truncatum
Lineage: Eukaryota; Fungi; Ascomycota; Sordariomycetes; Xylariales; Hypoxylaceae
Product: P-loop containing nucleoside triphosphate hydrolase protein
Exons: 1
Coding region: 194-2614 (806 amino acids)
Biological process (GO): cellular response to heat
Cellular component (GO): mitochondrial matrix; cytoplasm
Molecular function (GO): ATP binding; ATP hydrolysis activity
Source: RefSeq, a predicted model, not a curated record
AUUAGAAGCAUCUUCAAGUGGUUCGAUAGUUCGAGAAAGCUCCAGCGGCAACGACCGCGCUAAUUUGAAGCUCUCGUGAUAUCCCAGAACCCUCUCUAUUAUGUAAACGGGUUUUUAUACAAGAGAAGUCUCUUGACUUUCUUAAACUUCUUUUUUCCUAUUGUCAAAUUUCCAACCACCAAAAUUUCUCACCAUGUUAGCGAGAAGUCAACUUUUAAAGUCUUCGCGACGGGUCGCUGAUGCGACGUCGAGGGGACUUACACGAUUAAACACAGCACCUUCGCUACUCUCAAGAGCUGCGCUUAUUAGCACAGCAAAAAGCUUAUCUAAUGUCACCAUACCUGCUCCCACAUACCGAAGCUACGCAAAUGGCAGACCUCAACCGCCGGGUGGUACGCACCGGAUGAAUAUGGGCGGCGAGCCCGAGAAACCGGCCUUAGAACAAUUCGGUAUCGAUCUCACCGCGAAAGCCAAGGAUGGCCAAUUAGACCCUGUUAUUGGUAGGGACGCCGAAAUUCAACGUACCAUCCAAGUCCUGUCGCGACGAACGAAAAACAAUCCGGUUUUAAUCGGAAGCGCAGGAACAGGAAAAACCGCUAUUCUAGAGGGUUUGGCGUUGCGGAUAGUAAGGGGUGAUGUCCCGGAGAGCAUAAAGAAUAAAAGGGUUAUAUCACUGGACUUGGGAUCGCUCAUUGCUGGCGCCAAGUUUCGAGGUGACUUUGAAGAGCGAUUAAAGAAGGUAUUAACCGAGGUUCAAGAAGCUCAUGGAGAAGUCAUCUUGUUCAUUGAUGAACUGCAUACUCUUCUUGGCCUUGGAAAAGCUGAGGGCUCCAUCGACGCUUCGAAUCUCCUGAAACCAGCUCUGUCAAGAGGAGAAUUGCAAUGCUGUGGUGCUACUACUCUUGCCGAAUACCGAUUAAUCGAGAAGGACGUGGCAUUGGCUAGACGAUUUCAGCCAAUUCUAGUCAACGAGCCCUCAGUGGAAGACACAAUCAGUAUAUUGCGAGGUAUCAAGGAAAAGUAUGAAGUGCAUCACGGUGUCAGAAUCACGGAUGGAGCCCUUGUGGCGGCCGCAACGUAUUCAAAUCGUUACAUCACAGAUCGUUUCCUGCCCGACAAAGCUAUUGAUCUAAUGGACGAGGCUGCAAGUUCCUUGCGUCUGCAACAAGAGAGCAAGCCCGAAGACAUCAUGCGACUCGAUCAGAAGAUAAUGACCAUUCAAAUCGAGCUAGAAAGUUUGCGGAAAGAGAAGGACAUCGCGAGUCGCGAACGUAGAGAAAAGCUUGAAGAAGAUCUGAAGAAGUACCAGGAAGAAGAAGCGGCCUUAACGAAAAGGUGGGAAAAGGAACGAGGGGAGAUUGAUGCUCUAAAGAAGGUUCAAGGAGAACUAGACAAGGCACGCAUCGAACUUGACCAAGCGCAGAGAUCCGGAAAUUUUGCCAGGGCAUCUGAACUGCGCUUCGGCGUCAUCCCUAAUCUAGAGAAGAAACUCCCCAAGGACGGCGAACAGGCUUCUUCGGCGCAAGGCCCAGACACCCUGAUCCAUGACUCGGUAACGGCUGAUGACAUAGCUAAUGUUGUCUCGAGAAUCACCGGAAUACCCGUGGCUAAGCUGACGUCCGGACACGUCGAGAAGCUGAUACACAUGGAAGAGACGCUCCGAGAAUCAGUCCGUGGACAAGAUGAAGCCCUCAAAGCCGUCGCGGACGCCGUGCGUAUGCAACGAGCUGGUCUGAGCGGAGACAACCGCCCGCUCGCUUCGUUCUUCUUCCUCGGCCCCACCGGCGUUGGUAAAACCGAGCUAUGUAAAAAGCUUGCCGGAUUCUUGUUCUCGACCGAGUCGGCAGUUGUGAGAUUCGACAUGAGCGAGUUCCAGGAGAAGCACACGAUAUCAAGGCUCAUCGGUGCCCCGUCCGGGUAUGUGGGUUACGAUGAUGCUGGCCAGCUUACAGAAGCCGUGAGGAGAAAGCCGUAUGCCGUCCUACUAUUCGACGAAUUCGAGAAGGCGCAUCGCGACAUCUCAGCCCUGCUCCUUCAAGUCCUUGACGAAGGCUACCUGACCGACGCCCAAGGCCACAAGGUAGACUUCCGGAACACGAUCAUCGUCCUGACAUCGAACCUCGGCGCCGAUAUCCUCGUCGGCGCUGACGCGCACCAUCCGUACAGCGAAACGGCCGACGGCGAGAUCAGCCCCGACGUGCGCAAGGCCGUGUUGGACGUAGUCGCCGCCAGCUACCCGCCCGAGUUCCUCAACAGGAUCGACUCGUUCAUCGUCUUCAAGCGGCUCACGCUCGACGCGCUGCGGGACAUCGUCGACAUCCGGCUGCGCGAGCUCCAGGAGCGGCUCGACGACCGCCGCAUCACGCUCCAGGUCGGCGACGAGGUGCGCAACUGGCUCGCCGAGCGCGGGUACGACCCCAAGUUCGGCGCGAGGCCGCUGAACCGCCUCAUCACCACCGAGAUCAGCAACGGCCUCGCCGACAAGAUCAUCCGCGGCGAGCUGAAGAGGGGAGAUAGGGCCGUGGCGCGCGUCAAGGAGGAUAAUUCGGGCUUGGAAGUAUUCCCCGUCCCGGCGGAGACGGAGGCGGGACAGAAUGAAUCCGGAUCUUCGUGAUUUGCAAUGCGCUUGUUCAGCAUAGGAGGGCGUUUAUUUGGUUUGGCGAGGAAACAAAAAUGGGAAUAGGGCUUUGAAAAUAAAAAGGAUUCAGGGGGUGUAAAAUAUGUGCGAUGACGCACGGGUAAACGAUUGUAUGAUGAUGAAAAUAUAUAUACCUUAGUAGGUACUAAACAGGGCCUCUCGUCUCAGAUUGUAUAUACUGCAUAUAUUGCUACUUGCCUCGUAGGUGCCUAGUAUUUAAUGUUGAUAUUCCACUCGAACUAUAA